CAAGCAUGUCGCUCUGCGUUGUUCCUUGUUUACUGGAGUGGUUCGCCGCCUGCUCGGGCGGUUUAGUAGCUUGCUGUGUGUCAGUUUGUGCAGUCGGUGAAGGCGAACGCUCCCUUUGUUUGUGCACUUCAGGGACACAAAGCCUCGCUAAACCGAGAGCAUCUGUCCGUCCAAGCGGCCAGACAGGAUUAUUUUAAAGGCUCGAUGCUAGUUGUUCAAAGCUAAAACGCUCGGCUUUCCAGCCGUUUAUUUAGAGGUAAGACCAGCUCUGUUCGCGUCUUGGCUGUAACACUUUCAACAACACGGCUACGAGUGAGCUAACUAGCCAACUAGCUAGUGACUGACGUUCGUGCACAUAAAAGAUUAAACCACUUGGUCUCCUGGAAGGACGAGAUUAGUGAGGCGCCGCAGUUGUUUUGAAGGCGAAGGACGUGGCGCGAGUGACCGAGGCUUGUAGUAUCGUGUCAGGAAAGGCGGGAGGUUGAGAGACAGCGGUUAUAUUAAUAUAUGAGACGUACGUCUGCGUGUGGAGUCGCAGCUCCCUCCUGGUCUCUGAAUUGGUUCCCCCGGUCUGUCUAUCUGCGCCUGGGCUGCGUGGGAUGGGAGGGGCGCCAAUGCAGCUCAGAUCGGCUGAACGCAGAUCUGCUGCUUAAACCCUCCGAAUGCAGACCGGCUGCAAACUCAGCGUGUCAUCGAUUACUGAAGUACCACAAGGCGCCCAACGCUUCAGCAGCACUGCUUAUGGAAACGGGCCUCUUCAGAAAUGUGCGCGAACGUCUUCGGCGUGUUGAAGAGCCUUUUCGGGAAGCCCUUUGAUGGUGGGAAGCGGACCAUGGAUCAUGGCAGCCAGCAGCAGCAGCAGACUCAACAGAUGCCAGGGCCAUUCCAGGGAUUCGCAGGGCCUCAGGGUCCAUGUCCUGGCCAGCACCCUACCCUGGUACGCCUGGACGAGCUGCAGAGGGAGGUUGCCAUGCUGGGCCAGCAAGUGUGCUCCUUCAGCGGCCUUCAAAGCGACCGAGAGUACAAGCGUCUGGAGCGUGAGCUGACCCAGCUACUGCUGGAGGUCGAUCAGGUGGAGACAGAGGGGCGGAUGGAACUGCAGCAGGCUAGAAAGCGGGCAGCAGGAGAGGUGGAGGGGUUGCUACGCUACUUGGAAGGCAAUGCCACUCACCCAUCUCGACUAGCCAUAGAGGAGCUGAGCCGGGAGGCGCAGAGCCUUCUUUUGGCUGGAGUGGUGGCGCCAUUCCGGCAGGGUCAGGCCCAGAAUGCCUCUGAGACUGGUGAGGAGCUGGUGGAGGCUGUGCAGGAUGUGGCCAUGCGACUAGCCCAGGUGAAGACAGGUGGGAGCGUGCCUCUCAGAAAGGCUCGAUACCGAGCUCUCACACGUGUCUGUGCUGUACAGGAAGUGCUGGAGGGCCGUGUGCGCAUGCACACACUCGCGCUGCCUUUAUCUGAUGAGACCCAUGAAGCCGUGCAGCGCAUCAAUCAAGUGAUGGUUCAGGUAAGUGGUGCCCGCUGCCAACUGGUGGCUCUGCUGAUGGGGUUGAGUGGACGUGACAGUUGUGCCCACUUAGCACGUGUCCUUACUGAGCUGCUGGUGGAACUUGAUGCUCUGGAUGUGUCCAGUAACACAGCGGUCAGGAACUACAGGAAACAAGUGGUGGAGGAGAUCAAUGGUCUACUCAAACACAUCGACCUGGAAGGGGAGGGUGAUGACACUUUCAGGUAUGACUUGGCCCAGAACGACUCCAUCCGUGAGAUUGAGGCUAUCCGAGGGCGCGUCUCUGUGCUGCGUGGGGAGGUCCUCCGGCAAGGUGUGGCAGGGCAGGGGGCAGAGCUGCAGAGUCUUUUAACUCAUCUGGACGAAGUAGACACAGGGCGGAACCCCUGUAUCAGGGAGGCACGGCGAAGGGCUGUGCUAGAGAUCCAGGCUGUCAUCACCUACCUGGACCUCCGGGAAGCCCUCGGGCGCCGUGAACCUGGCCCAGAUGAACCUCCGCCUCAUGCGGCUGUGUGGCGUGUUCUGGCCAGCUUGUCCGACUUGCAGGCCCAAGUGCUAGGCUUUGACGGUAAGAGAGCUGACAAGAGCUACAUGGUGCUUGAGGAGUUGCUUACCAAACAGCUGCUGGCUCUGGAUGCUGUGGACCCUCAGGGGGACCAGGGAACCAAAACUGCACGUAAACAAGCAGUUAAAUAUGCUCAGAACAUCCUCAGCUACCUGGACAUGAAGACAGACGAGUGGGAAUACUGAGAGUGAGGAGAAGUGGUGCAGAAUGUUGGAAUUAUUUAGCUGGAAGAAGUGCUUUGAAAAAGUUUUGUGCCUAGUUUAUGUUAUGACAGUAAAGGACAUGCACAGUGCUGUGGACUUGGUCACAAACAAAAAAAACUAGUUUGUAUAUAAGAAACUUUGCCCUGGACAGUAGAACUCUUACCUGUACAUGCACUGCAGUUGCUGCUUUUGAUUUUGUUUGGUUAUCACACUCAUAGUUGUACCUGAAAACAGCAGUUUUGUUCAAUACAUGUGUCUGCAGGCAAACAAACGUACACGGCAUUCAAGUGUUAUUGUUGCAAUUCCGUCUUCAUAAUGUGCUUCUGUGCUUCUAGAAGUUUCUCCUUUUCAUAGCUCAACUUGUGUUGUUGAUUGAUGUGGUGUGGUGCUAAACCCUGUUUUGCUGCCAAAAAAAAAGAAAAAAACCUGCUUCCUGACGGACCAUUUGCCUGUGUGGAGCUUCUCGUAACUGGGAGGAGGUUCAGAUGCAGUCUUUACUCAGUAUAGAUACAACACCAGACUACAGAAGUACCUACAUAGUGACUUCCAUAACCCACCUCACUAGUGUGGCAGUGUACAGCCACAUGUGUUACACAAAACAGACAGUCCGUAUUUGAACUCUGUGGAUUUCAUUUUCUGGACUGAGUCUCGAGAUCUCUCACACACCAAGAUGUCGUUCCAGCUACUCUGACCCAAAUAUGAAAGCUAACCUGAGUCAAAGAUAGGUUGAAGUCUUUUGGUCUCAUCGUUCCCUGUGAUUCUUGUGUUCAGGCUUUAGUUUUCAUUUUUUUUAAGCUCAUGCAGACAAAAUGCAGACAUCCAUAGCAGAUAUGGAAAAUGCUGUGUGGGAGGCAUUUGGGAAGUUUUUGGUUCCCACGAAGAGUGGUGUCGGAGUGGAGCACGCAGGCCAUGAGGUCUGUUAGAAAGAGAUUAGUUGGAGAAAAUCAAUUCUCAAAAUCAACACCCAAGCUGUCUUCUGUGUAUAUACCAUGUAAUGCAGUUUCAGCGUGAUGUCAGCUGAGGUGUUUGUUAUAAGGCCCGUUUUCCAGUCUACCAACAAGACAGUGGAGGAGUAAUGAAAAGACUGAAGGCUUUUCUUGUCUUCUCUACUGGUUGUCAUUGUUAGGAAGAAAGUGUGUCUCAAAGCCUUCUGGGAACAUGGUGUGUGGAUAUGUGUGUGUGUCUGUUUUAUUUUUGGGCAAGACAGUGAUCAAAGCAGACAGGGGCAUUCUAGAACAUUCUGCACAGGAGUGGGAGAGGGUGACGGGCUAUUAAAAAUCACCUAAAAAUCUUAAUGCCCCCUUUUUCCAUGCUUAAAUGGUCAGAGUUGUCAUGGUAACUGAUAUUAGGGCUCUGUCCCCACUUCCCGCUGAGGUCAUAGGAACGUUCUCCUGGCGGUCAGUGAGUCAUGCUGCAGUUUGAUCAGAUUAACACUUCAGCUCUUAGUAACUAGCCUCUCACCAGCCCUGACAAUCAUGCUUUUCCUUUGUCAUCAGUCUGCUUUUGCUUCUGAGACACUGCAGGGUGAUGUUGCUUGUUGGUCAUGAAAAACGGAGCAGCAGUGUCAGCUUCAUGUGUUUAAAUAUUCAUCAGAAGCACAAGGCCUGGGGUGAUCAGUGCAUGCCGUGGCCAGUAAUGUGGCAUAAAUUUGCACUCAAGACUGAUGAGGGAGCAUCCUGUGUUUUGAUAUGUUUUUUUAAGUUAUCAAAAAUCAAAUGAAAACUGACAAAAAAAGAAACUAAAACUGCAAAUAAGGAAUGGUAGCUGUGCCCCAUUGUUGCAAUAUUUGUAUUAUUUAAGAUAUUUUUGUUGUUUUGUUGAGAUUUAGAAAUGUCAAAAUUGAGAACUGGCAGUCAUAUCUCAGUAAAGUCCUGUUUAAUGGAAAAUAAUAGUAUAAAAUCUAAAAUGACUAAUCAACUAAUAUGACUGGUCAUUAGAAUUUUUGACCUCUUAAUAUCAGUAUAAUUUUCUUGUCGGUCAAGCACUGGUGCGCAGUCUGAGAUUUUGCUCUCAGGCUUAUUGAUGCUGUCUUUUACUGACUGCUUCUUAAGGCUGCAAAUGUGAUCAAUAGAUCUAAGUGACAUUCAACCCAAUAACAACUAAAGCAGUGACAGUUCUCUAUCGAGCGCUGACAUCAACUGUGUUCCAGAUGCUCUGCAGGGCACUCAUUGUGAAAGGAGUUUACCAGUAGCAAAGAAAAUGGGGUCACAUUUGGCGUAGACAUCAGACCUAAAAUAACUUGUCCACAUUCAAAAGAAGACCUUGAUAAUAUAGCAGUUUAGUAAUAGGAAGACAAAAAGGCAGAAAAAUAGUUUGAGGUAGAGAUGAAGUGAUAGACAUUGUAGUGAAAAGGACGAGAGAAAGAAAAGGCCAAUUGAGUUAACUGGCCAUUAAUCUGUUGGUCAUGAUUGUAUUCAAUCAUUAUAAAGUGUUGUCUGAUGCAGUUGUCUGUGUUGGGCAGUCAGGCAGUCAGGUUGAAGGACUCUCUUUUUCUGGACCCAGUUCCUUUUUCCUGAAGCCAGUUCCCGAGAGAGAAAAAAAACAAAAUGAUGAUUCUCCACGCUAAAUGUGUAAUAACUGGGGACUGGGUUGUUCAUGUCUGUCCUCUGUCAAAUUCAUGCUCCCGCCUACUCUUAGCCAACACAAUGACACUUUAAUAAUUGUUUAACUUUGAUCAUUUGUUUUGUAAAGUCUCCCAGACCCACGCAAUGGUAUCAUACAAAUGUGUUAUAUUUUUCCAGUGCCAAUAAGUGUGAAGGUGGUUUGAGUUCACCCUCACUUUGCAGUACUUACGGUAGCCAAGCUGGUUUUCCAACACUGCCCACGACAUGUCAAAUUAACCCACUGCUUCUUGGGAACUGUUACAAAAUUAGACACGACUCGAGCCCACUUCUGGUUCUGAAACAGAUUUUCAAAUGAAGUUCCCUCCAACAACUCUGUGCGCUUUCUAUUCAUGUGAGUCAUGCUGUUAUCAUGGUGAUGCUGUCUCCAUGGUUACAAUCAAUUUGAGGUAAUCUGAGGAUGGUUUGUUUUGACUCUCAUACUAGACAGUUGCGACCCAGUUCCUGUUUAUGACAAUAACUCAGCAUGCAGACUUGUGAUGUGUUUAGUUCAGUCAGUGAGAGGUGGCUUUGAUGCCUAUGUAGAAUAAGCAUUCCUCUUACUCAUGCCCAAAUUGUGUUUACACUGAUCCUGAUGUAAUGAAGUGAUACUAAAUGAAUUCAUACUGCAACGUCACUGCUCAUUCACUCCACCUGUGAAGGGUGUAAAUAUGUGGCUUUAAAGCCUUUUGGUCCAAAUUAGUCUUCAUGUUUAAGCCAAUGGUUAGGAAUCCAAUUCAGAAGCAGUUUUGUUUGAAAACAUUCAGUUUUAUUAAGAAAAUGUAGAUGCACUUUGUUUUAAAAUUUAUUUCAGCCCCUAAAAAUACUUUAUUAUUGUUUUAGAUAUCUAACUGUUACCUGUUCUGUCUGUCUGUUACCUUUAAUGAAUGCAGAACAGUCUUUAUUUUAGCGAAGUGAACGAGCAGCACUGGAUUCAUAAAUUAACACCCGGAUUUAUUUGCUGCUGCGUGGGAUGGUGGGUGUGUUUGUGGGUGACGACAUGUCUAAUGUGGUGCUAAAAAUGCUCAGAUGGCACACUUGUGACUAUAUUAUAGUUACUUGCUGGUUUAGUCAAGACUUGUCGUUGCUCCUUGUACUUACUUUUUGAUCAUAGCAAGAUGCAGAUUAGUAGAUGGAGGCUUUUUUUUUUAACCUAACCGUAGUAGGAAGAUGCCGUGAGAAGCUUAAUGUUGAUCAGUUCAUCUGAAUUCCAGCUGAUUUAUUAAUUCAGUGAAUGAAUCACUAGAUCUGUAAAUGCAUAGCUCGGAACAAUACACUAGCAUUAUGUAGAAAUGUUAAAAUCCAGUAUGUGGAACAGAGGGAAAUAUGCAGCAUCAGCUGAUAUUUUAAAGCACUUUAAGUUCAUCCAUUCCCUCCCCUGCCCUCCCUAAUGCCAAACUGAAGGCCAUUGGCUUAAUAGCAUACCACAUAAACAUCAAAACCACGAGUUACACAGAUAAAGUGGAAUGUAAUGAAGAAUGUCCUAUCUUUAUGGCAUACCAAAGUUGAUUGUGAUCUUCCCUGUUCAUAACCUUACACAAUUCUAAAGGUCAACUGAGUGUCGGCAUAGACAAAAAAACAGAAAACCUGCUGGUGGUCUCAAUUCACUUUUUAGACCAAUUGGUUUUAUCAGUUCAGUCUCUUGUUUUGAAGAAGAAUGUAUUUCUGUGGUGAAGUUUGAAUGGUUUUCUCAAUGUUACCUUAAAUUUGUGACAUGAUUGAGACGUUGUUGAUUGUGCCAGGCUUACUCCGUGUGCUGUUUGGGGUUUGUACAUGCUUGUACAAAAAAAAAGCACACUCAAUUUUGAAUUACUGUGUGAAUGUGUUAAAUAAGUGGGUUAUUUGCAAUUUAUUUAUCUAUACAUUGGUAAAUAAAAGGUGAAUCGGAACAGCA
Pygocentrus nattereri (red-bellied piranha) is the source of this 6763-nucleotide messenger RNA. It is a transcript of the gene bag5, whose product is annotated as BCL2 associated athanogene 5. Gene Ontology annotation, cellular component: membrane; cytosol; cytoplasm. Lineage: Eukaryota; Metazoa; Chordata; Actinopteri; Characiformes; Serrasalmidae. Gene Ontology annotation, biological process: regulation of inclusion body assembly; negative regulation of protein ubiquitination; protein stabilization. The transcript has 5 exons. The coding region runs from base 764 to 2251 and encodes 495 amino acids. Gene Ontology annotation, molecular function: adenyl-nucleotide exchange factor activity; protein-folding chaperone binding. The record is from RefSeq and is a predicted model, not a curated record.